Molecule: messenger RNA, 329 nt
Organism: Mesorhabditis spiculigera
Lineage: Eukaryota; Metazoa; Nematoda; Chromadorea; Rhabditida; Rhabditidae
Source: the annotation of a GenBank genome assembly
AUGGCGAACGUUGUACUAUUCUUUUUGCUGAUUUUCGGAACGGCGAUACGAGAAACCCUUGCCGUUCUUUGCCAACAGUGCAACGGCUGGGAUGGGUUGUAUCCGCUACGCUACUCCACCGCCAGUACAUGUGACAACAGAAAUAAUCAAUGCCAGAGUACUCAGUUCUGCGUUAAAAUUAUCGACAACAUGGCGCCGGGGACCAACUAUGGCACGUAUAAGAGUGAUUGUUUCUUCGCGACACAACUUCAGAUCAAUCCAACAAACUUGACAAAUAUCGUCAACCGACAAUGCUACCCCUUUCAAGAUGGAUCAGCACCUGUAAAGAG